This is a messenger RNA of Salvia miltiorrhiza (redroot sage), 7589 nucleotides long. RefSeq lists its product as uncharacterized. Gene Ontology annotation, molecular function: molecular adaptor activity. The transcript has 51 exons. Gene Ontology annotation, cellular component: CCR4-NOT core complex; P-body. Gene Ontology annotation, biological process: nuclear-transcribed mRNA catabolic process, deadenylation-dependent decay. The coding region runs from base 139 to 7404 and encodes 2421 amino acids. Lineage: Eukaryota; Viridiplantae; Streptophyta; Magnoliopsida; Lamiales; Lamiaceae. The record is from RefSeq and is a predicted model, not a curated record.
CACUCGACUCAUUCGCUAGCAUUUUAGACUCUCGUCUCUUUUAAUUUCAUUUCAUAAAUCUCUUCCAUUUGCAAACCCUAGCAAUUUCUGUUCGUUGAAUCUCAUAAAAUUUAAGAGUAAUCUGCAAUUCACCCAACCAUGGUUCCGUUCUCCUCCAAGCUUUCCGGUCAGAUUAGGUUUCUGCUGCAGAAUUUGAACGAUUCCAACUCCGAUUCGGUUUUCCAAGAACUAUGCAAGUGUACAAUGCAUGGAAUGGUGGGUAGCAUAUCACUGCUCCAAGCCUGUUUCGACCACCUCAAUAUUUAUUCCAGGGAUUUGAAGGAUAUGAAGCUGCAACCGAUAUUUGCUUCAAUAUUCAAACAUUUCUUGGAUAAACCUAACUUUAGUUCAAUAUUAAGUGAGUCACUGCAGACUAAAGCCAUCAAUGAAGAACUACUGCAGAAUCUUUCUGAUGCUUUACACUUGUCGGUACCUGAGAAAAUUGGAGUUGGCCUUGCUUUGUCUGAUGCUGAAGAUCAUGAUACCAGGAUGUGCGGAACAAAUUUCUGCAUGAGUCAGAUUACAGAGUUGUGUGCCAAUCCUGUUGCAUUGGAGUCUACUGAGCUAAUUCAGCAUAUUCUUGUGCUGCUUAGUCGAUCUGAAGGCCUCUCCAAGCAUGUAGAUUCGUUCAUGCAAAUGUUAUCUCUUGUGCAACUGAAGGAUGGGGCACAAUUUGUCAUCACACCUUUUCUUCACGAUGAACUACAUGGAGAUAACUUCUUCAGACACUUAGAGUUGUUGAAUGAGGGGGGUGAAGAUGAUUUUGAUGCCAUUCUAGCAGAAAUGGAGAAAGAAAUUAGCAUGGCUGAUGUGAUGUGUGAGCUAGGAUAUGGAUGCACUGCCAAUGUGGCUCAAUGCAAAGAAAUGUUGUCUCUUUUCUUACCGCUUACCGAUGCCACAGUUGCAAAGAUACUUGGUACGAUUGCCAGAACUUAUGCAGGUCUCGAUGACAGCCAAAAUGUCUUUGCUACAUUUCGCUCUGCCCUUGGUGGUAAUGGUGUCCCGGAUGUGCCAUCUUUGAAUUCUUGGAAUGUUGAUGUCCUUGUAGAUUCACUCAAGCAGCUUGCUCUGGGAACUAACUGGAUUAAUGUCAUGGAGAAGCUGGAUCAUGAGGGAUUUUAUAUCCCUAAUGAAGCAGCAUUCUUAUUUUUCAUGUCUGUCUACAAGCAUGCCUGCCAGGAACCAUUCCCUCUCCAUGCUAUUUGUGGAUCUGUCUGGAAGAAUGUUGAGGGUCAGCUAUCUUUUCUAAAAUAUGCAGUCUCUGCGUCUCCUGAAGUGUUUACAUUUGCUCAUUCUGAAAGGCAGCUGUCCUAUGAUGACACCGUGCUUGGACAUACAUUGCAGUCUGGACCAAAUCGUGCUUGGUCAUGUCAUGACCUGCUGGUGGUUCUGUGUCAGCUAUCAGAGAUGGGCCAUGCAAGUUUCGUGAGAUCUGUCCUUGAAUUUCCUCUUAAUAACUUCCCAGAACUGUUGCUUCUUGGGAUGGCCAAUGUUAAUACUGCGUAUAAUCUCAUUCAGAACGAGGUGGCAUCUGCUGUGCUCCCAAUGGCUCUUAAAAGUUCUUCUGCAAGUGGUUUAUUGUACACUCUGUGGCAUGUUAAUCCAAACAUGUUGCUACGUGGACUUAUAGAUACUGUGAAUCUUGAUCCAGACAGUAUCUCUAGGAUUGUGGAUGCUUGCCAGGAAAUAAAGGUUUUUUCCCAAGUACUAGAUAUGUUUCCUUUUUACUUUGGCAUUCGCUUGGCUGUACUUGCAUCUAAGAAAGGCAUCAUGGACCUUGACAGCUGGUUGACCACUCAAUUAGUGUCAAGUAAAGAUGCUUUCUAUGAGGAAUGCAUCAAGUUUCUGAAGGAUGUUCAGAUUGGAGAUCAGGACAUUUCUCCUAAUCACUUCCAACCUUCUGUUCCUCUUUUGAAUAUUUAUUUAGAAGCUUGUUCCACGAUCUUAAAGGUACUUCAGUCUCAUGCUGGUGUGCUUUCUUCUAAUCACUUAUCUGAGGAAAUUGAGAAAUUGGAUCUCUCUCAUAUGCGUGCUACUUCAAGAAUGAGAAGUGCUGGGGGUUCUGAUGCCGCUGCUGAUAGUUAUGCUGAUGACAUUGAAACAGAAGCAAACUCAUACUUCCAUCAAAUGUUUUCUGGUCAUCUGUCUAUUGAUGCUAUGAUUCAAAUGCUCACUCGAUUCAAGGAAUCUUCAGACAAAAGGGAACAGUCUAUAUAUGAGUGCAUGAUCGCUAACUUAUUUGAGGAAUACAAAUUUUUCUCAAAGUACCCUGAAAGGCAGCUGAGGGUGGCAGCAGUUCUUUUUGGGUCACUCAUUAAACAUCAACUCGUGACUCACCUUACACUUGGUAUCGCUUUACGAGCUGUUUUAGAUGCUUUGAGGAAGCCUACAGAUUCAAAAAUGUUCUCCUUUGGGACUAAGGCAUUGGAGCAGUUUGUGGACCGUAUGAUUGAGUGGCCACAGUACUGCAAUCAUAUCCUGCAAAUAUCUCAUUUGCGUGCAGCUCAUUCAGAACUUGUAGCAUUUAUAGAGAGGGCACUUAACAGGAUCUCAGCUGCUCAUAGUGAACCUGAUGUUGUCCAUAGUGCCAUUACUGAUCACCAUCAUGGUCUUAUUCAAUCUUCUGCUCCAAAUCUGGAGAUUGCAGGCUCGCCAUUUUCUCUCAUUGGACCAGUCAGCACACAGUCUGGAUUACCAGUUUCCUCUUCGAUCCCACUACCACAGAGACCACCAAGUUCUCUAGAUGAGAGGAGGCCCCCUGUGACUCUUUCUAAUUACAUGAAACCAGCGCAAUCAUCUGCUGUGCAGCCUGUUAUUGCUCCUUCGAGUGAUACACCUAUGCUUCAGAAGUCACACAGUGGAGCUGUGCUGUCAAUACAAUCUGCGUCACCAGGUUUUCCACGAUCAUCUAGAUCAACCUCAGCAAGGUUUGGCUCUGCCUUAAACAUUGAGACCUUGGUUGCUGCAGCUGAGAGAAGAGAAACUCCCAUAGAGGCUCCAGCAUCAGAAGCUCAGGACAAGAUUUCUUUUAUUAUAAAUAACUUGUCUGCUGCAAAUGUUGAUGCUAAAGCGAAAGAAUUCAGCGAAAUUCUAAAUCCACAAUACUAUCCCUGGUUUGCACAGUAUAUGGUUAUGAAGAGGGCAAGCAUUGAAACAAAUUUUCAUGAUUUGUACUUGAAGUUUCUUGAUAAAGUAAAUUUGAAACCUUUGAACAGAGAGAUUAUACAAGCCACUUAUGAAAACUGCAAGGUUCUCUUGGGAUCCGAUCUUAUAAAGUCUAGUGUGGAAGAACGAUCACUGCUGAAAAAUUUAGGAAGCUGGCUUGGGAAGAUUACAAUCGGCAAAAAUCAAGUUCUAAGGGCGCGGGAGAUAGAUCCAAAAUCUCUGAUUAUAGAGGCAUAUGUAAAGGGACUCAUGAUAGCUGUCAUUCCUUUUACCUCAAAGAUUCUGGAACCCUGUUCGAACAGUAUUGCAUAUCAGCCUCCUAACCCGUGGACAAUGGGAAUUCUUGGGUUGCUUGCUGAGAUUUAUGCAAUGCCAAAUUUGAAGAUGAAUCUCAAAUUUGAGAUUGAGGUCCUGUUUAAGCAUUUAAGUGUUGACCUUAAGGAUGUCACACCUACUUCUCUUCUGAAGGACAGAGUCCGAGAAGUUGAAGGUAAUCCUGAUUUCUCGAAUAAGGAUGUUGGAUCUUCACAACCACCAAUAAUGAAUGAAGUGAAAUCUGGAAUAAUACCAACACUGAACCAAGUUGAGAUGCCCCUUGAUGUUGCUACCUCUCCCCAUCCUGGUGGCCACUCUCGUAUAAUGUCUCAGUAUGCUGCACCUCUCCAUCAUUCAUCUGGAACUUUGACGGAGGAUGAGAAGCUAGUUAGCUUGGGCUUUUCUGACCAGCUUCCUUCUGCUCAAGGCCUUCUACAAGGACAGACACAAUAUGCAGUUAACCAGGUUCCUGUACCGGCAGCUAAUAUUGAACAACAAGUUGUUGUUAAUAAAAAGCUUCAGGCUUAUGGCUUACACUUGCAUUUCCAGAGUGUACUUCCAAUUGCCAUGGAUAGAGCUGUUAAAGAAAUAGUGUCCAGUAUUGUGCAACGUAGUGUUUCUAUUGCGACUCAGACAACUAAGGAACUUGUCUUGAAGCAGGACUAUGCCAUGGAGCCCGAUGAGACCCUUAUACGAAAUGCAGCACAUUUGAUGGUAGCAAGGUUGGCGGGAAGUCUUGCUCACGUAACCUGCAAGGAACCUUUACGUGGUUCAAUAUCAAGCCAGCUUAGAAGCUCUCUUCAGGGAUUGACCAUAACAAGUGAUCUUCUAGAACAAGCAGUUCAACUGGUGACUAAUGAUAAUCUGGACCUAGGCUGUGUUUUAAUUGAACAAGCUGCAACUGAGAAGGCAGUUCAAACCAUUGAUGGGGACAUAGCUCAACAGCUUUCUAUUAGGAGAAAGCAUAGAGAAAGUGUUGGUGCCACAUUUUUUGAUGCUAGCCUUUAUGCACAAGGUCAAAUGGGCGUUUUACCGGAGGCCCUUCGUCCUAAACCAGGCCACCUAUCCCAUUCACAGCAGCGAGUUUAUGAGGAUUUUGCUCGGUUUCCAGGGCAGAAUCGAUCCACCCAAAGCUCUAAUGCAGUUCCAGUUGGCCCCUCUGCUUCAUCAGGAGGUGGUGGAUUGUCACGGCAAUUUGCAUCUACAUCUGGCCAAAUCAGUGGUAGCAUUUACUCGUCUGGCCUUGUUAGCACUGGAAUUGGUGCUGUGCCCCAGACAUUGGAAAUUGGCUCUGACGAGAUAGAACCUGUUGGAUCCCAUAUUCCUCCAAGUGUUCCGUCAACUCACAUUUCAAUUGGUGAUGGUCCACAAACUCCUGAAAAUGACACCAGUCCUUCAUUCCCUCCUACUUCGACCACUGAUCUGCAAUUGAUGGAACCUUCUAGCUCUGCAAAAGAACCCGGAAAUGCUGCACAGCCUACUAAUGCAACUCUGUCUUCCGAGCGUCCUGGAACUAAUGUCUCAGAGCCUUUGAUAACCACUGGUGAUGCACUGGAUAAGUACCAGACUAUCUCAGAGAAGCUUGAAAAUCAGUUGGCUAAUGAAGCGAGAGAGGUUGAGAUUCAGGCAGUUAUUGCCGAGGUUCCUGCAGUCAUCCUUAGGUGCAUCAGCCGAGAUGAGGCAGCCUUGGCUGUGGCUCAGAAGGCUUUUAAGGGUUUGUACGAAAAUGCAUCAAACAGUGCACAUGUCGAUGCUCACCUGGCAAUCCUGUCUGCUAUACGUGAUGUCAGCAAGCUUGUGGUUAAGGAGCUCACUAGUUGGGUGAUAUACUCUGAGGAGGAUAGGAAAUUCAAUAGAGAUAUCACGAUAGGUCUUAUUCGCAGCGAGUUAUUGAACCUUGGGGAGUAUAAUGUUCACAUGGCGAAGCUUCUUGAUGCUGGGAGAAACAAGGCCGCAACUGAAUUUGCCAUUUCUCUCAUACAAACUUUGGUUAUGAAUGAUUCUAAAGUGAUAUCGGAGCUUCACAAUCUUGUUGAUGCUCUGGCAAAGCUUGCUGCAAGACCUGGAUCCCCAGAGUCAUUACAACAGCUGAUUGAAAUAGCUAAGAACCCUGCUAAUGCUGGCAAUUUGUCUCCUUUGGCUGUUGGUAAAGAAGAAAUUGCACGAACCCCUAGGGACAAAAAGUCGGUGGAACAGGCCACUGGGCUUCCUGGAACAAGCAGGGAAGAGUUCAAUGUGACGGACUUGGUGGAUUUUGAUCCUGCAGGUUUCUCUGAACAGGUAUCUGUGUUGUUUGCUGAAUGGUACCAAAUAUGUGAACUUCCCGGACCAAAUGAUGUGGCUUGUGCUCGCCAUGUCUCACUCUUGCAACAGAGAGGGCUGCUUAAAGGUGAUGAGACGACGGACCGGUUUUUCCGCAGGAUUAUGGAACUCUCUGUAUCACAUUGUCUAUCAUCGGAGGUUAUUAAUUCUAGCUCUUCCCCUUCAACCCAAGGGCAGCCACUUUCAUUCCUUGCUAUUGAUAUAUAUGCAAAGUUAGUUUUCUCAGUUCUGAAGUUUUGCCCUGUGGAUCAGGGUUCCAGUAAACUUUCGCUUCUGCCCAAGGUUCUUGCUGUUACGGUGAAAUUUAUUCUAAAAGAUGCUGAGGAGAGAAAGGCUUCAUUUAAUCCGAGGCCGUACUUUAGAUUGUUUGUUAAUUGGCUGCUUGAUUUGUGUUCGUUGGACCCAGUAUUUGAAGGUGCAAAUUUUCAGGUAUUGACUGCUUUGGCAAAUGCCUUCCAUGCAAUUCAGCCUCUCAAGGUCCCAGGGUUCAGCUUUGCAUGGCUGGAGUUGGUUAGUCAUAGAAGUUUUAUGCCAAAGUUGCUCACUGCAAAUGCACAAAAAGGGUGGCCGUAUUUUCAGAGAUUACUGGUGGACUUGUUCCAGUUCAUGGAACCAUUCCUGAGGAAUGCUGAACUUGGGGAACCGGUGCAAUUUCUAUACAAAGGGACACUCCGAGUGUUGUUGGUGCUUCUUCAUGAUUUCCCGGAGUUCCUUUGUGAUUAUCAUUUCAGCUUUUGUGAUGUCAUCCCCCCGAGCUGCAUACAAAUGCGAAAUAUAAUCCUUAGUGCAUUUCCUCGCAAUAUGAGGCUUCCGGAUCCUUCUACUCCCAACUUAAAGAUUGACCUUCUGGCGGAGAUUAGUCAAUCGCCUAGAAUUCUUUCAGAGGUUGAUGCUGCUCUUAAAGCAAAGCAGAUCAAGAACGAUGUUGAUGAGUAUCUGAAGACUAGGCAACAAGGAUCCCCGUUUCUCACUGAUUUAAAGCAGAAGCUUCUACUCUCUCCAAGUGAUGCUGCACGUGCUGGGACUCGUUACAAUGUUCCUUUAGUUAACUCUCUUGUUCUUUAUGUUGGGAUGCAGGCUAUUCAGCAACUGCAAGCAAGAACUCCUCCUCACGCCCAAUCCAUGACUAAUAUGAGUGCAUUCUUGGUGAGUGCUGCUCUUGAUAUUUUCCAAACCUUGAUAAUGGAUCUCGAUACAGAGGGCCGCUAUCUGUUCCUGAACGCCGUUGCCAACCAAUUGCGUUAUCCAAACAACCACACCCAUUACUUCUCCUUUAUUCUUCUUUAUCUGUUCGCUGAAUCGAACCAGGAAAUGAUUCAGGAGCAGAUCACUAGAGUCUUAUUGGAACGUCUGAUUGUGAAUAGGCCUCACCCAUGGGGGCUUCUGAUUACAUUCAUCGAGCUAAUCAAGAAUCCGCGGUACAACUUCUGGAGUCGGUCGUUUACGAGGUGCGCACCGGAGAUCGAGAAGCUAUUUGAAUCUGUGUCGAGGUCUUGUGGAGGCCCCAAACCUGUUGACGACAGUGUAGUAUCUGGUGGUGGGAUACCGGACAACCUUCAUUGAACAUCUUGUACAUUCUCCAUUUUCCCUUUUAUGUUAUGUAGAAUAUCUCUAAUUUCUUGUCUUACUAGUACCCGUUCCCGUGCGAUAUACGGGUUACGAUAUGUUUUAUUAUUUUUAAAUGUUAAAUUAUGUAAAAAUGUUAAAUGUCUUUAUAUAUGGUAGCAAAAAAAAUUAUGUUAAUUUAA